This is a messenger RNA of Microthlaspi erraticum, 1944 nucleotides long. The record is from the annotation of a GenBank genome assembly. NCBI's taxonomy places the organism in Eukaryota, Viridiplantae, Streptophyta, Magnoliopsida, Brassicales, Brassicaceae.
AUGUUGCUUCUGAAACAGUGCUCAUCUGCUGUUCUUGUCGCUGGGAAUACAAGUCCAGUCCUCUACACUUCUCGCUUGCCUUACAGAGUUGGUUCUCUUCCAUUGAGCAAAACGCACUCGUCCCAGUGUUUGACCAUGGAAAAUCUGCAGAAGCUUCCCAUUUCUUCAUUUGAGAAACGCAAUCCAGUCUUAGCGUGCAGUGCUUCAGCAGCGCCUCGUAGCUCUCAUGAAUCUUCUCCUAUCAGUGAGAAUGACGAGAAUAAGCCUGUCCAUGGAGUUUCUGAGAUAACUGUUGGAGUGUUGGGAGGAGGACAGUUGGGCCGUAUGCUUUGCCAAGCUGCUUCGCAAAUGGCUAUCAAGGUGGUGAUUUUAGAUCCGUCAGAGAACUGUUCAGCAAGUUCACUGGCUUAUGGUCACAUGGUUGAUAGCUUUGACGACAGUGCUACAGUAGAAGAAUUCGCCAAAAGAUGUGGAGUCUUGACAGUGGAAAUUGAGCAUGUCGACGUGGAAACAUUAGAGAAGCUUGAGAAACAAGGAGUUGAUUGCCAACCGAAAGCCUCUACUAUCAGGAUCAUACAGGAUAAAUAUAGGCAGAAAGUUCAUUUCUCUCAGAAUGGCAUCCCACUUCCAGAGUUUAUGGAGAUAAGCGAUAUUGAAGGAGCGAAAAAAGCUGGUGAACUUUUCGGUUACCCUCUUAUGAUCAAGAGCAAGAGAUUGGCUUAUGAUGGACGUGGAAAUGCAGUUGCCAACAGCCAAGAUGAGCUCUCUUCUGCUCUAUCAGCUCUUGGAGGUUUCAGUCGUGGUUUGUACGUCGAGAAAUGGGCACCUUUUGUCAAGGAGUUAGCUGUUAUUGUGGCUAGGGGAAGAGAUGGUUCCAUGGUUUGUUAUCCCGUUGUUGAAACUGUUCACAGGGAUAACAUAUGCCAUAUAGUUAAAGCGCCUGCAGAUGUGCCAUGGAAGAUUAACAAACUUGCCACAGAUGUUGCUCAAAAGGCUGUUGGUUCUUUAGAAGGCGCUGGGGUUUUCGCAGUCGAGCUGUUCUUGACAGGGGACGGUCAGAUCCUGUUAAACGAAGUUGCACCUAGACCACACAACAGUGGCCAUCAGACGAUCGAGUCAUGUUAUACUUCACAGUUUGAACAACACUUGCGGGCUGUGGUUGGUCUUCCCCUCGGUGAUCCAUCUAUGAGAACUCCGGCCUCCAUUAUGUACAAUAUUCUUGGCGAAGAUGAUGGAGAAGCUGGUUUCAGAUUGGCUCAUCAGCGUAUUGCAAGGGCGCUUUGUGUUCCAGGUGCAUCUGUUCAUUGGUAUGACAAGCCAGAAAUGAGAAAGCAGCGGAAGAUGGGACACAUCACUCUUGUAGGGAGGUCUAUGGGUGUUUUGGAACAAAGGUUGCAGUCUAUAUUAAGUGAGGAAAGCCAUCAAGUACAUGAGACACCUCGUGUUGGUAUCAUUAUGGGUUCAGACUCGGAUCUUCCUGUUAUGAAGGAUGCUGCCAAAAUUUUGGACAUGUUUGGUGUGACACAUGAGGUAAGGAUAGUUUCAGCUCAUCGCACACCGGAGCUGAUGUUUUCAUAUGCAAACUCAGCUCAUAGUAGAGGCGUGCAAGUCAUAAUUGCAGGCGCUGGUGGUGCUGCUCACUUACCAGGUAUGGUUGCUUCACUCACUCCUUUGCCUGUGAUUGGUGUCCCUGUACGCGCUACCCGGUUGGAUGGAGUUGAUUCUCUCCUCUCCAUCGUUCAGAUGCCUAGGGGUGUUCCAGUAGCGACAGUUGCAAUAAACAACGCAACAAACGCAGCCUUGCUUGCUGUCCGGAUGCUGGGAAUCUCUGAUGCUGAUCUCGUCUCAAGGAUGAGUCAGUACCAGGAAGACAUGAAAGAUGAGAAUAUGGUUAAAGGAGAGAAACUUGAGACGCAAGGUUGGGAAUCGUAUUUGAACCAGUGA